UAUGCAGCAGCAAUUUCCUUUAAACUAUUUCCUUGUCUUCUUCAUCCUUCGUUUAUGGUGGCGACAAAUUCUGGGUAUCGUGGCGGCAUCGACACCAUCCCUCGAACUUUGCUUCCAUUAACAAACUGUGAAACUACCUCACAAUGUCAAUUAUCAGUUUCUUGAGUCCUCAAUCAUGGCGGUUUCCCUUUCCACUCUCAUCAUUUCUUCCUUCAACAACAUUGCUCCACCUCUUCAUUUCUCUCCCACGCCCUCCCAUAACGCUCCGGAUUUCAAAUUCUGCCGCCGCAGCUGCUUCCAUGUUCAUCGAAAGACGGUAUCAUUUAGUUCUAGCCCUAGGCUACCAGUUUCGCUUCGUUUUCAUGUAUACGGCAGACGGAAUUUGGCUAACUACAUUUACUCAGCUGCUGAUAAACCGGAAAUCAGUUCCACAGCCAAGAUAAGAAGUGAAGUUCUGUCUCCAUUUCGGUCUGUUCGGAUGUUCUUUUAUCUCACUUUCAUUGCUAGUGGUACAUUGGGAGGACUGAUAGCAACCACUCAAUUGCUUGGUGCAUUGGCAAACUCAUCAAGAGCUGAUGAAGUCCCUGAUAUUCUAAAAGGACUUGGAAUAGAUUUUGGAGCCGUAGCUCUUUUUGCAUUUCUUUAUUUCAGAGAAAACAAUGCAAAAAAUGCUCAAUUGGCUAGACUGUCAAGAGAAGAAAGCCUUUCCAACUUAAAGCUUCGAGUGGACCAAAACAAAGUUAUUCCCAUCAGCACUUUGCGUGGGAUUGCUCGUCUGGUAAUCUGUGCUGGCCCUGAAUCCUUUGUGAUUGAAGCUUUUAAAUCAAGCGAACCUUUCACUGAACAACUUCUAGAACGGGGUGUUUUAGUUGUACCCCUUGCCACAGAUGUGACUACACUGAAUUUUGAGUUUGAUGAACGAGAAGAGGUGAAGGAUAUAACCUCAAAAAGGAAAAAACUCUGGCGCUUGACUCCAGUUUACAUGACUGAGUGGUCGGCGUGGUUAGAUGAACAAAAGAAGUUGGCUGGAGUCUCCUCUGAUUCUCCCGUGUAUCUAUCUCUGCGAAUGGAUGGCCGUGUUCGUGGUAGUGGUGUUGGCUAUCCUCCAUGGAAUGCUCUUGUAGCACAAUUACCACCUGUAAAAGGACUAUGGUCAGGUCUUCUAGAUGGGAUGGAUGGCAGAGUUCUUUGAAGAAAAACACCCCCUCUUCUUUCGAGUACUCUGAAAUUGAGUCCUUACCAUGGAGUGGACUAAAGUUUGGUUAUCAUCUUUAAACUAUCAAAGAUACUUCCACUUGGAAAGCUCUAACACCAUUGUUAAGCUGGACUGCCUGAGAAAUACAGGUUUUUGUAGAGUUAAAAGGAGAGAUUUUGCUUAUCCAUUCAUAAAUCUUAUAUUUUUAUUGUCUAGAUUCCAACAUUAUUAGUUAUUAGUUAUUUUUGCUCCAGCAAUCUGAUUGUAUGGGUGCAAUUUGUUAAUAGUUAGUUGAAUGUGUAUUUGUAAAGCAAUUAUACAUGGAGCGUGAUGUAAAUAACCAUGCGUUUCUUUGUUUCUCUUUGGUCCUGUUUGGGAACAUUAACUAAGCUAAAAGUUAGCAGUAAUGGGUUAUUUUAGCUCACCUUACAUCUUUGGUACUAAUUAUAAUAAUGGUCUAUAGAAUUGUACUAUUUCAAA
This is a messenger RNA of Cucumis melo (muskmelon), 1675 nucleotides long. Its product is annotated as protein LOW PSII ACCUMULATION 1, chloroplastic. The transcript is spliced from 5 exons. Bases 176 to 1192 code for a protein of 338 amino acids. The record is from RefSeq and is a predicted model, not a curated record. NCBI's taxonomy places the organism in Eukaryota, Viridiplantae, Streptophyta, Magnoliopsida, Cucurbitales, Cucurbitaceae.